AUGGCUAACUUUAUCACUGGUAAACACUCUCAGCCAUUAAAAGCUGCUUCCACAGUGGAAAUGACCAAACUGCUGUUGAUGGAGAACAUAACCGUGGUAGCUCCUCUCAAACAGCCCAUCACGUUCGUGCUGGAGGGCUUCUAUGUACCACCGGGAUACGGUUCACUCCUCUUUUUCUUGGCUUUGCUGGACUUUGUGGUUGCCCUGCUGGGGAACGGAACAGUGAUCCUCAUCAUUAUCAUCGACAGGAGCCUGCACAGACCCAUGUUUGUGAUGAUUUGUAACCUGGCGGUGUGUGACCUGCUGGGGGUCAUAGCAGUUACACCUCGAUUUAUGAUUCACUUCUUGACAGGACAGAGGAGGAUCGCCUACAGCCACGCCAUCGCCCAGGCCUUCUGUGUGCACACAUAUGGAGUGGCAGUACAGACUAUUCUGUGUGCGAUGGCCUAUGACAGGUACAUUGCUGUGUGUGAACCGCUCAGGUAUCACUCCAUUAUGACGUCCACUCGACUGAUCUUCAGCUGCGCUUUGGCCUGGUUUAUUGCUCUGCUCUGCAUUGGUGUACUCUUUUAUUUUCAUAUAGACGUACCGUUAUGUGGAAACAUUAUCCAACAUGUUUACUGCAGUAACCGGGUCAUCUUGAAUCUGGCCUGUGGACCCACCACUGUGAACAACAUCUAUGGUCUGUCCAUGACCUGGACACUGAGCACAAGUGUCUUCAUCGUCAUUGCUUUUUCUUACAUUAAAAUCCUGCAAGCAACAGUAACAAAAGGCAAAGCUGACAGCAGCAUCCGCAGCAAGGCCUUCCAGACAUGUGCAUCACACCUUGUUGUGUAUGUUCUGUUUGAAAUUGCUAUAACAAUUAUAGUGGUGAGUCAUCGUUUUCCCUCCAUGUCCCAAAACAUCAAGCAGUUCUGCAGUAUCCUUUUUGCCAUCAUUCCACCAGCGGUCAACCCCAUUAUCUAUGGACUGGUCAGUACAGAGCUACGCAAAAGCGUCAUCAAGUUAUUCAGACUAACAGUAACUGAGCUGAGGGAGAGCUCAGAGACAGCAGCAAAGCAAACUGUGACAGGAGAUCAGCCAUGCCUCCUCACACACCUGCAGGAGAAAGAGCAGAAGGAAGAGAAGGAAGGGGAGAAACGCCAACAGAAAUACACAACACUGUAG
Messenger RNA from Sphaeramia orbicularis (orbiculate cardinalfish), 1167 nucleotides. RefSeq names its product olfactory receptor 2K2-like. Gene Ontology annotation, cellular component: membrane. Gene Ontology annotation, biological process: detection of chemical stimulus involved in sensory perception of smell; G protein-coupled receptor signaling pathway. The coding region runs from base 1 to 1167 and encodes 388 amino acids. The transcript has 5 exons. The record is from RefSeq and is a predicted model, not a curated record. Gene Ontology annotation, molecular function: odorant binding; olfactory receptor activity; G protein-coupled receptor activity. Lineage: Eukaryota; Metazoa; Chordata; Actinopteri; Kurtiformes; Apogonidae.